CCCGUUUGAACCCCCUUCGCUCGCUUGUAAACUGUGAAAAGGAGACGGGGAGGGGAGGCGACCGGCGACCGACCGUGGGAGGGAAGGAAAAAAAAAAUAAACCAGCCGCCCGCCGGGAAUGGCCGCCGUCGCCGCCGGCGAACUGGACGGGCAGUAGAGGGCGUCCUAUCUCUUUUUUUUUUCUGCGUGUGUGUGGUAGGAGCGGUGGUUGCAGUCGGGACUGGUGGUGGUGGUGUGUAACUGCGCUGGUGUGGUUGGUUGGAGUUCGGGAUUGGGGAUGGCGUGGUUGCGGUAGUGGUUAGGAUUCACGCGAUCGAUGCCGUUCCAGCUCAAGGCCGGCCACCACCACGGCGCCAUGGACGGGAAGCCGCCGCCGCCGCCGCCGCUCGCGCCCGCCCCGACGCCGCCCGCGCCGCCCAGGGUCUCCCGCCUCCGCAGGCUGCUCGUGAGGGUCUCCGCCUCGGAGCGCCUCGCGGUGGCCGGGGACGGCAAGGAGCGGGAGAAGGAGGAGAGGCCGGUGGGCAGCGGGGAGGCGGAGGUCGGCUCGGUGGGGCUCGACCGCAUGGUGCUCAGCUUCAUGGAGGACUCCGCGGCCGUCGAGCGCCCGCCGCGCGGCCGCUGCAACUGCUUCAACGGCAGCAACUACGAGGAGAGCGACGACGAGGAGGGCUUCUUCCUCCCCUCCGGCCAGGCCUCCGCGCCUCCCCCGUCCGCGGCCGGCGACACCCUGGAGGCACUCAAGAGUUUGGUGCAGAGCGCCAGCGUCGCCGAGCGGAACCUUCUCGCCGACGCUUCCAGGAUCACCGAGCGGUGCGGCAGGACCUGCAAGGGCAAGGCCGAGUGCCGCCGCGCCGUCGCCGACGGCCUCAGGGCCCUCGGCUAUGACGCCGCCGUCUGCAAGUCGCGCUGGGAGAAGACCAAGUCCUACCCCGCUGGGGAGCACGAGUACAUCGACGCCGUUGUUGGGGACGGAGCGAGGCUGAUCGUGGAGGUGCACUUCAGGUCCGAGUUCGAGGUGGCCCGGUCGACCAAGGCGUACCGCGCGGCGCUCCAGGCGCUGCCGCCGUUGUUCGUUGGCACGUCCGACCGGCUCGGGAAGAUCGUGUCCGUGGUGGCGGAGGCGGCGCGGCAGAGCAUGAAGAAGAAGGGGCUGCACUUCCCACCAUGGCGUAAGCCGGAGUACAUGCGCGCCAAGUGGCUGUCCCCGCACGUCCGCACCGGCGACAAGGCGGCCGCCCCGUCCCCCGCCGCCUCUGCAACUGCAACUGCGACGGCGGUGUCGGCGGCGAGCUUCUCCGGCGAGUUCGAGCUGCUGUUCGGCAUGAACCCGAGCGGGGGGGUCUCGUCCACCCCCGGCGAGAAGAUCACGGUGGUGGUGUCGCCGUGGCGCCCGACGGAGGAGGCGGCGAGCAAGAAGCAGCAGCCCAGGGCGAAGGUCGUCACGGGGCUCGCCGCCGUCCUCUGAGCGUGGCGAGGCGAGGCGGACAAAAUAACCGCCAGUAGAUGGACGGAUCCCCAAUUUUUCCACCCACCGCCUUUUCCGUUUCUUUCUCCUCGGCGCGCUUCGAUCCGUUGGCGGAUCCAGUUUUUGGUGUUUCCGUGUUCGUUUUUCCGGGGUUUUUUUGUUUCGGAAAAAAGAGAAAAAAACACUCCCAUCCCCUAGCAGCACCAUCCAUCCUCCAUUAAUUUCGAGUUUUGACCCCCCCCUGCCAUGUAAUUUUUGUUCUCGCCAUGAGGAGGCCGUGGAGCUUUGGUGACGCUUCACCCCCUCCCGCCGACUAGUACUAGUAGCAGCAGCUGUAAGAGAAGAAGAGGGGGAUCGUCCGGCGAGGCUUCUCGCCGGCUGUUCUCUGCUUGCCUGUAGGAAUUGAUCAAUCUAAGACUUACCUUGCCAGUGAA
This is a messenger RNA of Triticum urartu, 1899 nucleotides long. RefSeq lists its product as uncharacterized. The record is from RefSeq and is a predicted model, not a curated record. Lineage: Eukaryota; Viridiplantae; Streptophyta; Magnoliopsida; Poales; Poaceae.